Hypoxylon fragiforme is the source of this 1680-nucleotide messenger RNA. RefSeq names its product kinase-like domain-containing protein. Gene Ontology annotation, molecular function: ATP binding; protein kinase activity. Lineage: Eukaryota; Fungi; Ascomycota; Sordariomycetes; Xylariales; Hypoxylaceae. Gene Ontology annotation, biological process: spliceosomal complex assembly; regulation of mRNA processing; protein phosphorylation. The coding region runs from base 1 to 1680 and encodes 559 amino acids. The record is from RefSeq and is a predicted model, not a curated record. The transcript has 4 exons.
AUGAAUCAACAUUCUCCCACCUCCUCCUCCGGUCCUGAAGAUGCUGCCGAGAACACCGCCGAUGAAGAAGAUUCUGAAGACUAUUGCAAAGGCGGUUACCACCCAGUUCAGAUAGGUGAGAAGUUCAAGGAUGGAAAAUACACUGUCGUACGAAAAUUAGGCUGGGGCCACUUUUCUACCGUCUGGCUAUCGCGCGACAAUACGAAUGGUAAGCAUGUCGCUUUGAAGGUUGUGCGAUCCGCUAGCCACUAUACCGAGACCGCCAUCGAUGAGAUCAAGCUUCUUCAGAAAAUUGUCCAAGCGAACCCUAAUCAUCCCGGCCGAAAAUAUGUUGUUAGCCUACUCGAUUCGUUCGAGCACAAGGGACCCAACGGCGUCCAUGUGUGCAUGGUGUUCGAGGUUCUUGGAGAGAAUUUACUAGGCCUGAUCAAGAAGUGGCAACACCGGGGCAUUCCUCGAGAUCUCGUCAUGCAAAUUGCGAAGCAAGUUUUGAUGGGUCUGGACUACUUGCACCGAGAAUGCGGUAUAAUUCAUACCGAUUUAAAACCGGAGAAUGUCCUGAUAGAGAUUGGCGACGUUGAGCAAGUAGUAAAGAAGGUCGUAAAGAGCGAUAGUUCCGAUAAGGAGAACAACCGGAAUGGGCGAAGGAGAAGGCGUACUUUGAUCACCGGCAGUCAACCGUUGCCGUCGCCUCUAAAUGCGAGCUUCAACCGCGACAACCUAUUCCCAUCAACCAAAUCACAUAGCAGCCUCAACGCCGUGUUGCAUGAUGCGGCGACUCCGGGUUCAUCAAGUACAACCGAUAAGCAAGGGCAGAGGGAAAGAACAGCGGAUCUCCUUACGAAAGAAGUAUCUGGCAUUUCUCUCGAUAAAGCUACUACGAGUGGCGCGGCAGCUGGUGAGAAUAGAAAGAGGAAACGAAAGGGACCGAUUAUCAACGUCAAGAUUGCGGAUUUAGGCAAUGCCUGCUGGGUCUCUCACCAUUUCACAAAUGAUAUCCAGACAAGACAAUAUCGAUCGCCAGAAGUCAUAUUAGGUGCGAAAUGGGGUGCGAGUACUGAUGUGUGGAGUAUGGCCGCUAUGGUUUUCGAAUUAAUCACGGGCGAUUACCUCUUCGACCCCCAGUCUGGAACCAAAUACGGCAAGGAUGACGAUCAUAUUGCUCAAAUCAUUGAGCUCCUCGGCCCCUUUCCUAAAGAACUCUGGAAGAUAGGACGUUGGUCUCAGGAGAUCUUCAAUAAGCGAGGCGAGCUGCGUAACAUACAUCGUCUGCGACAUUGGGCUCUACCGGAUGUUCUUCGCGAGAAAUAUCAUUUCAAAGAUCACAAAGACUUAACUCCGAAGGAGCGAGAAGAGAGAGAGAAGACCCAAAGAGAACGUGCUGAGGCCAAAGCUAAGGCUAAAAUGGAAGCAAGAAAAAAUGGCGAGGAUGAGGAUGCUAUUGGAGAGCUAUAUCCGGACGAGGAGCACUCCCUCGAGUACCAGCCCACCGAAGUCGCCGACUUCCUCCUUCCCAUGCUGGAACUACUCCCAGAACGACGCGCAAACGCAGGUGGCAUGGCAAAUCACCCGUGGUUGAAUGACACCCCGGGGAUGGAGGACAUUAAGUUAGAAGGACUAGUACCCGGUAGUAAGGGGGAGGGUAUUGAGGGGUGGGCAUGCGAGGUCAAGAAGCGAUAG